CAUUAGUGGAACCCAGCCCUCAGCUUAACUACAGUAGCGGUACACAGACUAUGGUUAGUAGCCCACUAAUCAUACCAUCUAUAUGGUUGGUAGGACUAGGGUUAGUAGAACUAGGGUUAGUAGAACUAGGGUUAGUAGGACUAGGGUUAGUAGGACUAGGGUUAGUAGAACUAGGGUUAGUAGAACUAGGGUUAGUAGAACUAGGGUUAGUAGGACUAGGGUUAGUAGAGUUAGGACUAGGGUUAGUUGGACUAGAGUUAAUAGGACUAGGGUUAGUAGAACUAGGGUUUUUAGGACUAGGGUUAGUAGGACUAGGGUUGGUAGGACUAGGGUUAGUAGAACUAGGGUUAGUAGAACUAGGGUUAGUAGGACUAGAGUUAAUAGGACUAGGGUUAGUAGAACUAGGGUUAGUAGGACUAGAGUUAAUAGGACUAGGGUUAGUAGAACUAGGGUUAGUAGGACUAGAGUUAAUAGGACUAGGGUUAGUAGAACUAGGGUUAGUAGGACUAGGGUUAGUAGGGUUAGUAGGACUAGGGUUAGUAGAACUAGGGUUAGUAGGACUAGGGUUAUUAGGACUAGGGUUAGGAUUAGGGUUAGUAGGACUAGGGUAAGUAGAAAUAAGGUUAGGAUGGUUACGAGGACUAGGGUUAGUAGGACUGGGGUUAGGACAAGGAUUACUAGGGUUAGUAGCACUAGGGUUGGUAUGACUAGGGUUAGCAGGACUAGGGUUAGUGGGGUUGGGACUAGGGUUAGCAGGGUUCGUAGGACUAGGGUUAGUACCAGUCCUAUUCCCAGUGACUCCUGCCCGACAGCUGGUCUCUCAGGUAACAGGAGGCUGCACUGAGCAUGCUCCACACGAGACCCAGGUAACCCUACCUCACACUUACACACACACUCACUCACACACGCACACACACUCACUCACCCACACGCAAACACACACACACACACACACACACACACACACACACACACACUCACUCACAGGGUGUUUAGUGGACUCCAUGGUUUCCUGACUUGGUCUCUCGGAGGCGGAAGGGGGAAUAUCCUGGGAUAUCGUCUCUGGAGCACUGUUUCCCUUCCUGGAGUGAGGCGGACUGGACCGUACCACCUCAUCUGUCCCGGGGGGCGCUGGCUCCACCACAGGUCACAACUGUACUCACAACAGACUGGAGUUGGACCGAGACCAGUUAGUCCAGGAGGUAGUGCCGUACCAGACCAUCAGAGGCUGGGGAGACCUUCUGGUGACGUGUUGGAUCAGCCCCUCCGGGGGGGAUCUGCUCUCUGGUCAACAUGCAGCGCUCAGGUGGAGAGCGGUUCAGUUCGUUGGAGGAGCGAUGAAUCCCAGCCUUCAGCUUUUUGUCCGCUGCCCACGAUGUCAGAAGCGUCCUUUGCCUCCUACCACUGGAAGUGAGCUGUGUUAGUCCGCGAAGCUCCUCAGACAUUCUGCCGCAGUAGCAGGAUGUUGGCCCGCAGGACCUCUCCGUUACCAUGGUGAUGGGGCCCUCCAGGGCAGACUCUGUCCCAUACGACGGCAACAUCACGGUGAAGGCGGCUACGCGGUCUGGCGAGUCGCCCGGGGUCUACACCCGGGACCUGGCCAUCGCCGCCCCUGUCUGCUUCACCGGCGGUGUGGUACUGACCCUUAUGGUGGUUUUGAUCUACCAGCGAGUGUCCCGGAGGAGGAGAGAGAAGAAGGCGAGGAAGGAGCGAGAGAAGGUGCAGGAGGCGGAGGGAGGGAGAGCGGAGGAGCAGGACUCCAGCGCCUGGGGGAGGCGGAGGGAGCUGGCCCCUCCAGGAGACCGCAGGCCGCCCUGGGACGGCGGGCCGGGCGCUCUGGACCCAUCGAGAGCCGUGGGCGGCGGCGGACAUCUGAAGUGUCCUCACUGCAGAGGGGCGGGGCCGGGGGCCGGGGACCCCCGGGCUGAGGGUCUGGGGGCCGGGGACCCCCGGGCUGGGGGUCAGGGGGCCGGGGACCCCUGGGCUGGGGGUCUGGGGGCCCGUGAACCCCGGGGUGGGGGCCUCGGGGAGGGGGGGAACCAGACGAGGAGCGAGCAGGGAGGCGCGGGGGGGAGGUCCGGGAUGCUGCCCCACAGGGGGGCGCUGAUCCCCAACGUGGUGGCCAACGGCGGCCCCGGUCACCCCCCCCCCAGAGACAGAGCCCCCCGGGGCAUCCUGAGACCCCACCCCACGGGACAGUGCCCGGUUCAGUCCAGGACCCAUGGAGACCUGUCAGGACGAGGCUCAAUCCACUACAGGUCUGAGGGGCCAGGAGACCCAGACCACUACAGGUCUGGGGGGUCAGGAGACCACUACAAGUCUGGGGGGUCAGGAGACCCAGACCACUACAGGUCUGAGGGGUCAGGAGACCACUACAGGUCUGAGGGGUCAGGAGACCACUACAGUUCUGGGGGGUCAGGAGACCACUACAGGUCUGGGGGGUCAGGAGACCACUACAAGUCUGGGGGGUCAGGAGACCCAGACCACUACAGGUCUGAGGGGUCAAGAGACCACUACAGGUCUGAGGGGUCAGGAGACCACUACAGGUCUGAGGGGUCAGGAGACCACUACAGUUCUGGGGGGUCAGGAGACCACUACAGGUCUGGGGGGUCAGGAGACCACUACAGGUCUGGCCCAGCCCCUCAGGCCAGAGGUUUUCUGUCCAGGCUAAUCUGUGACCACUGCAAUCAAACAUCUGGGGCCAGAGCAGACGAUGUGAGCAGCAGCCAGGAGGGGCUCUCCCUGGGCCCCUCAGAGCGCCCGGCCCUGCCCAAGUCCCGCCCCAGGGCCCGGGGGGCCAGGGACCUCAGCCCCAGAGACAGGAGAGGGAGGAGGAACGUUACCUUCUACCUCGAAAGACCCCUGGAGCCCAGGAGGUCUGGAGACAAGACGAGGAAGAGAGGCGAGGGAGGGAAGAGAGAGGGACGACAGAGGACCAGAGGUCAUUCCAGCAGGCUGCUGAAGGUCAACCUCAACCUGAGUCCGGUCCGGAGGAACAAAGUCCACCCCGGGAAGUCCUCGGAGAAGAGGAGCUCCAGGGGGGAGGGCCGGGGCCCAGAGGGGAGGAAGGAGAAUGCAUCGGAGGGAGAAGGAGAUCAAGGAGGAGGCCGCAAAGAAAAGAAGAAUGAAACAAAGAUCUCCAAAAACAAGAAGGUAGUGGAGGAGAAAAAGACCUCCUCUGAAGAGAAACCCUCCCAACAAAGCUCAGAACUAGACCAAAAGGAUUCUGUAGGGACCACGGACCAAUCAGAAGCCAGCAGAGCUCCUGAGGGCCUGACACCCUCCAACGAACUGGGACAAGACCUGCAGCUGGGCCCGCCUCCAUGUCCUCCCCCCGCCCCGGCCAGCGUCUCUCUGACCCCCAGCACAGCCCGCCCUGCAGCACGCCCCUCCCUGCGCGCCCACCUGCCCCCGGCCCCCACCCUGCUACACCGUCACGCCAACAGUAGCCUGGCUGCUCACGUAGCGUCCCCGGGUCUCCGUGGUCUGACCCCCUACAGGGCCGCUCCUGCCGGCGCCCAGGGCCUGGCUCUCCACAGAGGCUUACGACACAGCGCUUCGGCCGCCUCCCUGCUAGCCAGCCCUGGACGGAGCCGACCUCUGCUGGGCCGGGCCGCCAGCACCCCCUCCCUCUACACCGGGCCGCCUGCAGACCCAGCACCCAGCACCCAGCCUCUGUCCCCGCCUCAGCUGCCUCCUGAGAGCCUCCCUCCGGCCCCCAGACCCCCCGCUGAGAGCCUCCCUCCGGCCCCCAGACCCCCCGCUGAGAGCCUCCCUCUGGCCCCCAGACCCCCCGCUGACCCACCCAAGGGCCCAGGCCUCCAGGCUGGGCAGGACCCCCCGGCCCAGGGGUCUGUGGCUGGGCGUGGUGGAGCAGGGCCUCUGGGAGAGGCUGGAGGGGGAGAUGGAGACCCCCCAGGGCCCCAUUGGUUGGUGGCUGGAGGCCCAGUAGUGGCCAGCCACUCCGCAGGCGGGGCUCGCCGAGGGGCCCUGACUGCUGCAGGGGGUGCCGAAGGGAGUGUGACCUCGGUACCAGUUGAGGGUGCAGAAGAGGGUGUGGUGUCCUCGCCAGGGGGCGUGGUUUCAUCUCCAAGGGGCGUGGCCACCGCCGGGUCUCAGGCCCUGCUGCAGCAGGAGUACCUGUCAGAAGACGGAGGCUCCUCCCCCAAAAGGAAGUUGAAGCUGGUCCUUCCUGAGAAGUCCUCCAGCAGACCUCCCACGGCUCUGGAGAGGAAGAUACGAUAGGAGGACUCAGGGUUAGAUGUCCCCUGACCCCCCACAGCCCUCUGGCGGGGGGGGGGGGGGGGGGGGGUCCCUGGGGUUCAUUGUGGGACCAGCAGCAAGUGGACGUCCCACAGACAUUGAAGGUCUUUUGGGUCCUGAGAGGAAGCUCUGGUCUUCUGAUCCCAGGGUUAGAUGAUCCCAGACGUCUCUUCCAUUGGACACACUUCACCAUGAGCAGACAGAUAUUUGAACCUGAACUAGGAGACAUGUUAAAGAUGUAAGGUAGAGGACUUGGUUAGGAGGAGUCUCUAUGUCUCUAUGUCUGCAGUCUGUAGUCUGUAUGUCUCUCUGUCUGUAGUCUGUAUGUCAAAGGAACAUAAGGAUUUCAGACCCAUAGCCCUUACCUCAGUAAUUAUGAAACCUUAAGAAUUCUGCUCCGACAUAUUAUCUGUACAACAGACAAUAAACGUGGCACCGACAACGCUGUUGCCUCUUUAGUUCAUAUUAUUUCGAAACAUUUAGACGAACCCAAGACCUAUGCAAGAGCCCUCUUUUUAGAUUUUUCAUCAGUCUUCAAUACCAUACAAGCAGACAUUCUGGUGGCAAAAAUGAACCAGCAGGAACUGAAUCCAUACCUGAUACAUUGGUAUGCUUAAUUUCUACAGUUUGUAAAGGUAAACAAAACCCUUUAAUCUGCCAUUACCACCAAUGUUGGGGCCCCCCAGGGUUGUGUGAGUUCAACUAUGCUUUUACGUUCUACACAGAGGAUUGUCGUACAGACACAGCAAAUCAAUUUAUAAUAUAAUACUAUUUAGACUGAAGCACUCUUUUGUUCACCAGUUAACCCUAGAACUGAACCAGGCACUAAAUCCCAGACCGAAAGCCCGCUGAUGGGCCUUAAAUGUUGUCGUCUGUUGCUGUAUUGUCAAGAUGAAUGUAUGUAUUUAAAUUGUAAUUGUGGGUCCUGUCUUGAUGUCCUGUUUUUGAUGUCCUGGCCUGAUGUCUUGUCUGUGAUGUUUGUAAAUAGAGCUGCUUGGGAUGCAAGACAAAUUUCAGACCUGCUCUGACAAUAAAGUAUUAUCGUAUGUCGCUAUGUUUGUAAUCGGUAUGUCUCUCUGUCUCUAGUCUGUAUGUCUGUAGUCUGUCGUCUGUAUGCUGUAGUCUGUAUCUGCAGGGUCGUUGAUGAAGAUUCACUUUCAAUGUUUUGUAAAUACCUUCUAACUCACAUUUGAUUUUUAAUUUCUUAUCUGUUGUACGUGCGUCUUUGUCCGUCUAACUUCCUGGUGUCAUACAGCAGAGAGCAGACCUAAACAUAGACGUACGUCGGUGUGUGUGGGAUACACCAGCAUGGUCUUCACCAAACCAAUAUGGCCAAGAUGUAAACAGACAUACUAACAUGUCAGUACGAACAAGGAUCUCCAGGACGUCCUGUGAAGCGAUUGUAUGCAUAGAACCGGAUUCAGCUCAGAAACCAUCAGAUUCAUUCCUUCAAAGGGAUUAUAUUGGAGGAAAUAAAUUAAACAAAGUAGAAUACAUUUUUCUGACAGUGAGAUUACACAACAGUCGUCAGUCAAGUCAACUGAGCAGUUUUGGUUAGAAUGACCUUUGGAUUCUGAAAUCAAAAGAUUAACUUUGACAUUUAUACCUAUGGCCACUAGAGGGCAGUGUUGGACCAGUGAGAGACCAGUGUUGGACCAGUGGGAGACAUAUAUUUAUCAAUGUAGUGAUAAUGAAUGAUGUCGGACUAAAUAAAAUAUAACAAAAUGCGUACAGUAAUUGUUCAUACUUUUAAUCGUCUAAAAUGUAAUAAAAAUUUGACCAGGAACGAUAAUACAUUAAUUUCCUAAUGCUUUAAAUAUCUAAUCUGAUGAGAGAAUUUAGUUUGAAUAAUUGAGUAACUCAUUAUUCAGCAUGUAAUAAUGGUAAAUUAUCGUACAUAUUGAGAGUGUGUGGUUCUGUUGGCGGCGCACUUCGCUCCACAACCUGUCGCGAGCGUACCCCUCGAGCAGCUGUUCGGAGGAUCUCGCGACGUCUCAGCCAUUGGACGAAGU
This is a messenger RNA of Gadus macrocephalus (Pacific cod), 6275 nucleotides long. RefSeq names its product collagen alpha-1(III) chain-like. NCBI's taxonomy places the organism in Eukaryota, Metazoa, Chordata, Actinopteri, Gadiformes, Gadidae. Bases 1492 to 4245 code for a protein of 917 amino acids. The record is from RefSeq and is a predicted model, not a curated record. The transcript has 2 exons.